This is a messenger RNA of Theileria orientalis strain Shintoku, 4827 nucleotides long. Its product is annotated as ion-translocating ATPase. The transcript is spliced from 4 exons. Lineage: Eukaryota; Apicomplexa; Aconoidasida; Piroplasmida; Theileriidae. Gene Ontology annotation, cellular component: endoplasmic reticulum membrane. Gene Ontology annotation, biological process: intracellular calcium ion homeostasis. The coding region runs from base 1 to 4827 and encodes 1608 amino acids. The record is from RefSeq and is a predicted model, not a curated record. Gene Ontology annotation, molecular function: ATP hydrolysis activity; ATP binding; P-type ion transporter activity.
AUGGCUGAAAUUAAGCUUCAAAGAACCGCCUAUAAGUUCCGUAGCAGUUCAGCCCUGUAUAUAAAAUUGUCCCCCUUGUUGCUGGUGGGACUUUUGGCCUCAAUAGUCCGGCCAGAAUUCUUCAUUAAGCUGAAGUUCUCAUGGCUGCAGUCAAUAACGCUGACGGAAGUGGAACCGGGCAAGCACGAGCUUUCAUCACUCCGAGACAUUCACUUCCGGCAGUUCCUGAAAAACCUGAGGCCGUCUUCGACGGAAAUGCUGGUGAUAUUCCUGUCUCUGUUCACCCUGCUCUACACAGUGCUGCUGCUGUCAUGUGUUUGGCUCACAGCAUUUAAGCUGAGGUUCUUCUACCACCGCUGCUACUUCAAGGAAGGAACGGCGAAGUUCGGAGAGUUCAUCACGAAUUACGCAACGCACGUGUUCGUUAACGAGCUUUUGAACGACUCAAACAGCCUGGAAAACGUGAGCAGAAGGAACAGCCUGCUGCUGCCGCUGUACAGAACAGGUUUCAUCUACUACCUGCACGACUACAAAAAGUUCGUCUACAACGCAUCGAAUAACAGAUUUGAGCCAGUAGAACACAUCGACGACAUCGAUGUGGCGAAGGUGAGGAACUGGCAGGGCCUCGUGAGCGUGUCAGAGGGAGUGGAAAGUAAGGCGGGACUGGAGUCAAACCUGAACGUGUGCGCAGACCUGUACGGGCCGAACGACUACGAGAUCCCGAGGUGUAACUUCUGGAAGAUGCUCAUGGAGGCCUUCCUGGCGCCGUUCUUCGUGUUCCAAGUAACCUCGACGCUGCUGUGGAUAUUCGACGACUACCUGUACUACUCGCUGAUAUCGAUACUAUCGAUGGUCAUCAUAGAAGUGCAGAUGGUCUACAAGAGGAUCUUAGAGUAUAAUCGCAUCAAUUCAAUGAGUCUGCCACCAUACUACAUACACGUGUACCGAGACCACAAGUGGCAGCAGAUACUGACGAGUCAGCUGUACCCAGGAGACAUAAUACUGCUCUCGACAAACGCAGUGGCGAAUCAGAGUGGCAGUAGUGUCAUGAACAGGCAGGGAGUGUCGCCUGGGAGUCUGAAGAGUAAAAGUGUCAUGGGCGGCGAGAGGGCGGCAAAGCCGAAAGUAGGCCUUGACCCGGAAAAUAGAAGAGAAAACAUGCUCAUAUGCCCGUGCGACUGCCUGAUACUGGAGGGAGAAGUGAUCGUGGACGAGUCGAUACUGACGGGCGAGUCGAUACCGCAGUUUAAAACGAGCGCAGAGGAGCACUCGAAAAACCAAAGGAACUCGACAAUAUUCUCAGGAACGCACAUCAUGGUGACGAGGAACCCGAACGCGUCGACGUCGACGUUAAAGACAGUGGCGUCGAGCAGGGCGAUGGAAAAAAUGUCAUCAGAAGGGUGCGUGUGUCUGGUGAUAAGAACGGGCUUUGAGAGUUACCAGGGAAGGCUGGUGCACUCGAUACUUAACAGCGACCCGAACAAGGUGACGAACAACAAUAAGCAGGGAUACAUGUUUUUGCUGCUCCUGCUGGUGUUCGCAGUGGCCUCAGUGGCAACAGUGGUGAAGAAGAGCAACUACAAGAGCAUCAAGAAGCUGCUGCUGGUGAGCUCGAGGAUCCUGGUCUCAGUGAUACCGCCGGAGUUCCCAAUCACGCUCUCGAUGGCAGUGACGAUAGGGCUGAUACAGCUGAGAAGAAAAGGAAUCUACUGCACGGAGCCGAACAGGCUGCCGCUGGCAGCGACGAUAGACGUGGUGGCGUUCGACAAGACGGGGACGCUGACGCAGGACCAAAUGUACCUGAACGGACUGUACUACACGAACAGCUUCCACAACUACCUGCACGCACAGAAAGGCGGCAGUAAACCGGGUGCGCCAGGAGAGGAGGAGGAGGCGCAGUCGACGACGCCGGGAAAACACACGGAAAAGCCGGAGAUGGACCUGCUGUACUGGUACAGCAGGCUGGUGGUGGCAGGAUGCCACUCCCUGACGUACGUCAACGAGUUCGUGACGGGAGACCCGAUGGAAAAAAUACCAUUUAAGUACUUCGAGAAUCAAAUCGACGUCAAAAACAAUAACCUGGUGUACCUGAAGUUUGACCUGGAGAAGGAGGAGGAGAAUUUGUACGGAGGGGCUGCGUCUGUGGAGGGGCAGAACGGAGUGGGAGUGGUACAGCAGGUAAAUGAGUCGACCCCUUCGGAGUCGCAGAAAAACAGAGUGUCGCUGAAGAUACUGAAGAGGUGGAGGUUCACCUCGGAGCUGGGAAGAAUGUCAGUGCUAUCGCAGGUAGUGACGAGCGGAAGGAGAGGAGAAGGCGGACCCCGGGACUUCAUGAAGGACGAAACGGUGCUGCUGGUGAAGGGCUCGCCUGAGAAGAUUAAGACGCUGCUGAGAGUGGUGCCAGUGUACUUCGACAGCGUGUGCCACGAGCUGACGCUCAAGGGACUGCGAGUGCUCUGCCUGGCAUACAAGAAGCUCUACGACAUACCGGCCACUGCGCUGGUGACGAUCGACAGAAGCAUCGUGGAAAAGGACCUGGAGUUCUGCGGGUUCCUGGCGCUGGAGGCGCCAAUCAAAAACUCGAGCAGAGUGUGCAUGAGAAGGCUUAAGGGGCAUAAGCAGAUCAUGAUCACAGGCGAUAACAUAUUGACGGCGUGCCACGUGACGCAGGAAAUUAACCUGAACAGCUGGGAGCACAAGGACCAGAACGGAAUGUAUAAGCUUAAAGUGCAAACGCCGACCGUAAAAAGGAGUUGGCUGAGAAGGCUCUUCGGAGGAAACGGAGGGAGCUCAGUGACGAUGAAGGACUACCUGAAAAACUAUAACUACGGAAUGGUGGACGAGUGCCCGCUGAGCAGCAUGUCGGCGGAAACAUUCAAAAAGUGCCCAGUAUACUCGGAGAAGGAACAGAACUGCCCCUUCCUGUCAAAUCAGAAGAAGGAGGUGAAGAUGCACAUACAGAGGUGCCCGCUGACGCAGUCGCUGGUCAACAGUUACACGAACAGCCCAGCAGGAGUGGGAAGCGGCAGCGUUAAGGGCAUCAGCUCGCUGAAGGGGAUGACCCCUGAAAACUGGAGCACCUUCAGAGAGCUCUACAACCGGAACAGCUACAAGAGGUUCGUAGAAACGUGCCCUGCGAACCUGAACGUGGACAAGAGGAAGGGCAAGUGCCCACUCUCGCAGUCAAACCCGGACUUCAGCUCACUGAUGGGCAGAGGAGCAAGUCCGAGGCCAGGAAGGGCGGGCAGGCGAGGGUGCCCGAUCCAGUACACGAAGAGGCUGCUCACAGGAGCGUACCUGACGCUGCUGAAAAUCAUGUUCCCCACGCACUACUACACCUUCUACGCGACGCCCGCGGAGCCUAAGGAGGAGUACUUCGGCUCGGACAACUUCGGCAUCCUGAGCUACUACAAGGGCAGCUUCACGUGGAAGCGGAGGAACGGAGAGGACUUCUUCCCGGACGCGACCAACGACCAGAUCGUCCAGAACAUGUACAGGCUGCUGCCGAACCACAAGCUCUGCAUCACGGGGACGACGCUGGAGCACCUGAUGCUGAACACGAGUGACCCGAACGCGCAGGCGCAGGGCCAGCAGAGGGGGCACGCGAGUCCGAGCGCCAGCACGCCGACGGCGUCGCCCUCAGCGAGGGUGCUGACGGGCUGGACGAUGCAGCACACGCUGCUGGUCAUAAGCAACUGCACAGUCUUCGCGCGCAUGUCGCCGCAGCAAAAGGAGUUCAUCAUCAAGUGCUUCAAGCUCGACAACAAGGUCGUGGCGAUGUGCGGCGACGGCACCAACGACAUCGCGGCGCUGAAGCAGGCGCACAUCGGCAUUUCGCUGCUAAACGCGAUAAAGAAGCCCUCGGAGCCGCGCGCGCCCGGCGGGCAGGCUGGCAGGGUUGACCCGCGGGAGAGGCUGCGCCAGAGCCUGGCCGACGAGCUCCCGUCGAUAAAGCUGGGCGAGGCGAGCAUCGCGAGUCCGUUCACGUACCACGGCAGCGACGUCAACUGCGUGUUCAACCUGGUGAAGUCGGGCCGCUGCGCGCUCUCGAACGUGUUCGUGCUCUACAAGCUGAUGGGCAUCAACUCACUGAUAACUGCGCUGGCGAACAACUACAAACUAGUUAGCUAUCUAGCAACAACCAACAACUACAAACUACAGACAUCGCUAAUAACUAAUUCAGGCAUGUCAAUAUUGGCCCUGGACGGAGUUAACUUCAGCGACGCACAGACGACGCUCUACAGCCUCAUGUACACGUACCUGGUGCUCGCGCUGAGCAAGAGCAAGCCCAGCGACAUGCCGAGCGAGAAGAAGCCGGCGAGGUCGAUCUUCAGCCCCAGCAACUUCCUGAGUCUGGUGGCGCAGAUUCUGAUCCACGCCUUCUUCCUGCUCUACGCCUGGAACCUGGGCAAGAAGUACCGGAGCAGCGACUACGUGGGCUACCUCGACGCGCCCUUCGAGCCGAACAUAGUCAACACGCUCAUCUACUACGUCUGGUUCGGCAUUAACCUGAGCAGCUUCGUCAGCAACUACAUCGACUACCCGUACAUGGAGCCGCUCAGCAGCAACAAGUACCUCUACAAGCCGAUCCUGUUUUCGUUCUCGCUGCUGCUGAUGUUCCUGUCCGACGUCGUGAGGCCCUUGAACUCCUUCUUCUCCCUGGUGCCCAUCACAAACUACCUUUUGAAGCUGCAGGUGGUGGCCAUAGUGGCCCUAGACCUCGUGCUGACCUACGCGGCGUCGCGAGUGAUCAACUACGUGCUCACAGAGUCGAGUGUAUCACAGGCUUUUCAUGAUUUAGAGGGCACGAGCGAAAGGGCAUUUUAA